AUGGCAUUGUUGAUAGUAUGCUCUGCAAGCAUGUGCUGUAGUAGUAUCAAUUACAGUCUUGCUUUUACUGACAAUAGAAUAUUUGCAAUAAGCCAUACUGGUUCGUUAAAAGAAAGAAACUGCGGAGAGUUAAAGGCUUGGCCAUGUAGGUCUUUGGUGAACUUGACAAAAAAAAGGAAAAAGCGGAUGGGUUUUUGUGGGUUUGUGAUAAAGAGGUCACAGGAGGUAGUGGUGGCGAAGAAAAAGCCAAAAAUUUCAGUGUCUUCUGAGGAAGUUGUGAGGGUUUUGAAGUCGAUUGCAGACCCAAAAUCUGCUUUUUCAUUCUUUAAGUCCUUUGCUGAGUUGCCUAGUGUUGUUCACACCACUGAAACUUGCAAUUACAUGCUUGAAAUCUUGAGGGUUCAUAGGAGGGUGGAGGAUAUGGCUUAUGUGUUUGAUGUAAUGCAAAAACAGAUCAUAAAGAGGAAUUUGGACACUUACCUUACUAUCUUUAAGGGUCUUGAUAUAAGAGGUGGAAUUCGACAAGCGCCAUCCGCCCUUGAAGAGAUGCGAAAAUCUGGGUUUAUCUUGAAUGCGUAUUCAUACAAUGGGUUGAUCUAUAAUCUUAUUCAGUCUGGCUAUUGUAGGGAGGCUUUGGAGGUUUAUGAAAGAGUGGUGUCAGAAGGGAUUAAGCCUAGCCUGAAGACUUACUCAGCACUUAUGGUGUCAUUGGGAAAGAGAAGGGAUGUUAAAACUGUUAUGGGCUUGCUAAAGGAGAUGGAAAGUUUAGGACUGAGACCUAAUGUUUAUACUUUUACUAUAUGCAUUAGAGCACUUGGGAGGGCUGGGAAAAUUGAUGAGGCAUAUGAAAUUUUCAAGAGAAUGGAUGAGGAGGGAUGUGGCCCCGAUGUUAUCACUUAUACCAUUCUCAUUGAUGCUCUUUGUACUGCAGGUAAACUUGAUAAUGCCAAGGAAUUGUUUGCAAAAAUGAAAUCCAGUGGUCAUAAACCUGACCAAGUAACCUACAUUACUUUGCUGGACAAGUUUAGUGAUGGGAAAGACUUGGAUGCGGUGAAAGAGUUUUGGCAUGAAAUGGAAGCUGAUGGUUAUGCUCCUGAGGUGGUUACUUUCACCAUACUUGUCAAUGCUUUAUGCAAAGCUGGAAAUGUUGAUGAAGCAUUUAGUAUGUUGGAUAUCAUGAGGAAACAAGGGGUCUCGCCAAAUCUUCAUACUUACAACACAUUACUUUGUGGACUUCUGCGGUUAUGCAGGUUGGACGAGGCAUUGAAUCUUUUCAACAGUAUGGAAUGUCUGGGUGUUCCACCUACUGCUUACACAUACAUCCUUUUCAUUGACUACUAUGGAAAGUGUGGCAAAUCUGGCAAAGCUAUUGAGGCCUUUGAGAAGAUGAAAGCUAGAGGCAUUGUUCCUAAUAUUGUUGCUUGUAAUGCAUCUUUGUACAGUCUUGCUGAAGAGGGUAGACUUCAAGAAGCACAACAUGUUUAUAAUGAGCUAAAAUAUAGUGGGCUUUCUCCAGAUUCAGUAACUUACAACAUGAUGAUGAAGUGCUAUAGUAAGGUGGGGCAAAUAGAUGAAGCCAUCAAGUUACUUUCAGAGAUGGAAAGAAAUGGGUGCGAAGCAGACGUAAUUAUUGUUAACUCUUUGAUUGACAUUCUUUACAAGGCUGACCGAGUAGAUGAAGCAUGGCAAAUGUUUUACAGAAUGAAGGAAAUGAAGCUCACUCCAACAGUUGUGACCUACAACACAUUACUUGCUGCACUAGGGAAAGAGGGCCAAGUCCAAAAAGCCAUUGAAAUGUUUGAGAAUAUGACCAAACAAGGGUGUCCUCCAAACACAAUAACUUUCAACACACUCCUGAACUGCCUAUGCAAGAACGAUGAGGUUACUUUAGCAUUGAAAAUGCUUUGCAAAAUGACCACAAUGAAUUGCAGACCUGAUGUUUUGACCUAUAAUACUGUAAUUUAUGGCCUAAUCAGAGAAAGCAGAAUUGAUUAUGCAUUCUGGUUCUUCCAUCAGAUGAAGAAAUCACUAUUUCCUGAUCAUAUAACAGUGUGCACUCUCCUGCCUGGUGUAGUAAAGGACGGGCGCGUUGAGGAUGCUUUAAAAAUUGCUGAGGACUUCAUGUAUCAGGUUGGGGUUAAAGCACCUUUUUGGGAAGAUUUAAUGGGAGGGAUUUUGAUUGAAGCUAAAAUAGACAUAGUCGUUUUAUUUGCUGAAAGGUUAAUCUCUGAUAGGAUUUGCCGGGAUGACUCUGUACUGAUUCCUCUACUUAGGUUUUUGUGUACACGUAGGAAAGCUUUUGAUGCUCACCAUAUAUUUGAGAAAUUUACUAAAACUCUCGGAAUUAAGCCAACACUAGAAGCAUAUAACUGUUUGAUUGAAUGGCUUCUGAAAGACCAUGUCACUGAAAGAGCCUUGGAUCUAUUUAUGGAGAUGAAAAAUUCUGGUUGUGCCCCUGAUGUAUUCACCUACAAUUUGUUACUUGAUGCUUAUGGGAAGUCUGGGAACAUCACUGAACUCUUUGAAUUGUACGAGGAGAUGAAUUGUAGGGGAUGCAAACCUAACACCAUAACCCACAAUAUAGUCAUCUCCAGUCUUGUGAAAUCUGACAGUAUUGAGAGGGCUAUAGAUUUAUAUUAUGAUCUUGUAAGUGGUGAUUUCUCUCCUUCUCCUUGUACAUAUGGCCCUCUCAUAGAUGGACUUUUCAAGUCGGGAAGACUAGAGGAAGCAAUGCAUUUCUUUGAGGAGAUGGCAGACUAUGGAUGCAAGCCUAAUUCUGCUAUUUUUAAUAUUCUCAUAAAUGGUUUUGCAAAAACAGGUGAUGUGGAAGCUGCUUGCGAGUUGUUUAAAAGGAUGACUAGAGAAGGAAUAAGACCAGACCUGAAGUCUUACACCAUUCUUGUGGAUUGCCUGUGCCAGGCAGGGCGAGUGGAUGAUGCUCUGCAAUAUUUUGAGGAGAUAAAACAAAGUGGCCUUGAUCCUGACUCAGUUUCUUACAACCUUAUGAUAAAUGGACUCGGAAGAUCGCGGAGGGUAGAGGAAGCUCUCUCUGUUUAUGAUGAAAUGCGGACUAGAGGAAUUGCUCCUGAUCUUUUCACGUACAAUUCAUUAAUACUCAAUCUUGGACUUGUUGGAAUGGUGGAGCAAGCAGGGAGGAUUUAUGAAGAACUACAGCUUGUAGGUCUUGAACCUGAUGUGUUUACCUACAAUGCCCUCAUUCGACUGUAUAGCACAUCUGGAAAUCCAGAUCAUGCUUAUGCAGUUUACAAGAACAUGAUGGUCGGGGGCUGCAGCCCCAAUGUAGGAACAUUUGCGCAGCUUCCCAAUCAAACUUGA
This is a messenger RNA of Prunus armeniaca (apricot), 3336 nucleotides long. NCBI's taxonomy places the organism in Eukaryota, Viridiplantae, Streptophyta, Magnoliopsida, Rosales, Rosaceae. The record is from the annotation of a GenBank genome assembly.